Rhipicephalus sanguineus (brown dog tick) is the source of this 1581-nucleotide messenger RNA. Its product is annotated as tigger transposable element-derived protein 4-like. NCBI's taxonomy places the organism in Eukaryota, Metazoa, Arthropoda, Arachnida, Ixodida, Ixodidae. The transcript has a single exon. The record is from RefSeq and is a predicted model, not a curated record. Gene Ontology annotation, cellular component: nucleus. Gene Ontology annotation, molecular function: DNA binding. The coding region runs from base 1 to 1560 and encodes 519 amino acids.
AUGGCUCCGACGCCACCCGUUGCUGCGCCGUCGGGAGUGAAGAAACGCGGCCAACGUGGGAGCUACAAGACGCUCACGAUGGCGAAGAAAGCGGAGAUAAUUCGCCAGGUAGAAGGCGGCCGACCUCAGUCUGAAGUUGCUCGGGAAUUUUCCGUUUCCAAGCAAACCGUCUCGGACUACCUCAAGCAGAAGGCUAAGAUCCUGGAGGCAGCUGAGAAAGCGUCUGCGGGUACGCAAAAAAAUUUCUGGGACGGCAGCCACCCGCAGCUUGAAGAGGCGCUGAACAUGUGGUUGGGUGCCACGGUGGCUAGGAAUAUACCCGUGUCUGGCGAUCUGCUCAGACAGAAAGCAGAGACGCUCGCCCUGCGCAUGGAUAUUACCGGCUGCAGGUUCAGUGAUGGCUGGUUGCGCAACUCUAAGAAAAGGUACGACCUGGCCUUCAAGCGAAUGUGCGGCAAGAGUGGUUCCGUCGACCAAACGCUCGUGACCAACUACCGCGCCGACAAGCUGUGCGCACUGCUGCACCAGCAUCCACCAGAAAACGUCUUUAAUUGUGACGAGACUGGACUUUUCUAUAAGAUGCUGCCCGACAAGACGUUAGCUUUGUCUGGCGAACCCUGUCAUGGGGGGAAGCAUAGCAAGGAGCGUCUAACAGUUGUUGUAGGAGGCAACAUGACGGGGACGAAGAAACUUCCACUCCUCGUAAUAGGGAAAUCAAAGAAUCCGAGAUGUUUUAAAGGCGUCAAAUCACUCCCUGUGUGGUAUGAAGCAAAUUCGAAGGCGUGGAUUACGCAAAACCUCUUCGAGCAGUACCUUCGCAAGCUCGACCGCCGGUACGAACAGCAAAAUCGCAAGGUGCUGAUGUUCGUCGACAACUGCGGUGCCCAUGGGCAUAUCGACAACUUGAAGGCUAUGACAGUUGAGUUUUUGCCGCCUAACACGACAAGCGUGUUGCAGCCCAUGGACCAGGGCGUGAUCAAAAACUUGAAAGUUCAUUACCGGUCGCGCCUCCUGAAUCGUAUGCUGUUAUGCGUCGACAGUAACAAAAACUACGUCGUUGAUGUUCUGACGGCCAUCAGCAUGUUGUCCGAUGCCUGGAAGUCAGUGACUCAGGAAACGAUCCACAACUGCUUCCGCCACGCAGGAUUUAUGACUGGGAUUGAGGACAGUGCCACAGACCAGAACCCCGCGGUUGAGUGUCCGCCUACCGCAGCAGCGGACAUUUUGGACGACCUCCGUGCUAGCGGGGUCGAUGUGGGGGCGGGUACGUUUGAAGAGUUCGCGAACAUCGACAGUGCCGUUUUGCCUUGCGCAGAGUUGGACGAUGACGAGAUCGUCCGUCAGGUCUGUGAGCCGGCGCUGGCGGACAGUGACUCCGACGAUGACGCGCCGCCCGCACCACAACCAUCAAAUGCGGACUUGGCGCAGGCCAUAUCGAUGCUGUUGUCUGUCUACAGCGACGGCCAGACACUCGCAGAGGUACAGGCCGACGUGGUCGCGCGUAAGCGUGUGUGUGUGCAGACGCGCAUAGACAGUUUUUUCGGGCGAUCGGGCCAAUAAAAGUGCUUUUUUUCGAGUGAA